AUAUACUCCAAAUGUCUGAGUGUAAGUAUGAAAUUGUGAAAGUAGCCUUUGCGUCAACGAGGAUCAGCCCACGAGCCUCUCGGGUGCAUCAUAUUCACCCGCAUACGACCUUCUCCGGCCUCGGCGCAUUGCGCCAUCGCUCAAGCAUCGUCGAGCAUCAAACAGCCGCCACUCUCUUUCAUUUCCCUUUCUUCCAAACAAUAAUAAACACUAUACCAUCCGACAUAUCAGAAACCCCCUUUUGGUGACAGCCCAGGAUGUCAUUCUCCAGCAUCCCAAUCCUGGAUCUCUCACUAUCCCGCUCCCCAGAGACCAAACCCCAACUUCUCGCCGGUCUCCGCCAUGCCCUCCUAGAAGUUGGAUUCUUGUAUAUCAAAAACACAGGCGUCCCACCAGACCUCGUCGCCGAAGUAAUCCGGCUAGGCAAAGCUUUCUUCAACCUCCCCGAGGAGAAGAAACUCGAGGUCGAAAUGAAGAACGCCAAAUCCUUUCUCGGCUACAAUAAACUCGGCAUGGAAAUCACGCGCUUCAAAACCGACUGGCGCGAACAGAUCGAUCUAUCGACGCCGCAUCCCAUACCCGGUCCAAAUGAUCCGUUAUAUAGGAAUUUACUCGCGCCAAACCUGUGGCCUGACGAGAAUGCUUUACCGCGAUUCCGUGAAGUCUACGAAGAGUACAUGGCUCGCAUGGGGGACAUGAGUAUGGAAUUCACCAGCUUGAUCGCCGAAGCGAUCGGCUUACCGUCCAACGCCUUCGCCCAAUUCUUCGACGAAGCGCAGCAACAUAAACUCAAAAUCGUCAAGUACCCGGAUCUCGAGGAGUUGGGUGUCGAGGGCGAAGCUCAAGGCGUGGGUCCGCACAAGGACAGUAUGUUAACGAGUUAUCUUCUGCAAGCGAGUCAUCAUCGCGGUCUGCAGGUUCAGAACGCGGAGGGUCAGUGGGUUGAUGCUCCACCUAUUGACGGCACGUUUGUCGUGGCUAUCGGCCAAGGUAUGGAGGCUCUAACGCAGGGUGUCUGCCAGUCGACCACGCAUAGAGUGCAGAGUCCAGCUCGGGGCACUGGCGCGCGGUUCAGUAUCCCUUUCUUCCAGGGUGUCAGUUACGACGCCACAUUUGAGAGUAUGGAUGUUCCAGAUUCGGUGAAGAAGUUGAGAUCGGAUAUCCUGGAGCGAAGGGGUGGCGUCAGGCUGGAUGAUAUCGAGUUCACGUUCAUCAGGGGUGCGUGGAGCAGGCUGGGCGAGGCUACGCUCAUGAACAGAAUCAAGAGUCAUCCUGACGUUGGUGAGCGAUGGUAUCCUGAGUUGCUGAAGAAGAUCCGUGAGGACCAGGCUGAGGAAGCGGCCAAGUUUGCGGCAAAGGAAGCUGCUUCGUCACGGACCACGUCUAGUUCUAUUCCUGCUCAGCCGCAAUCAAUACAAGCACACUGACGUGCUGUUUUCGCGCUUGUGACGAUUUCCAUGCUUUCUUUUUGUUGAAACGUCGUGUAGAUCGGCUGUGCUGCUGCAGCGUUUCUUCGCGGCAUCCAGCAAGACUCGUAUAACUUCAAUACAGUUCAUGUUGCUGUCGUUGCGGAACAUACCAGAAGAGUUUCAGGUGGUCGAGUAGUCGCUGCCGCCCGAGCUCUUUCGAGCGUAGCAUGAUGGGCC
This is a messenger RNA of Exophiala viscosa, 1646 nucleotides long. Its product is annotated as 2OG-Fe(II) oxygenase. Bases 258 to 1427 code for a protein of 389 amino acids. The transcript is spliced from 2 exons. Lineage: Eukaryota; Fungi; Ascomycota; Eurotiomycetes; Chaetothyriales; Herpotrichiellaceae. Gene Ontology annotation, molecular function: 2-oxoglutarate-dependent dioxygenase activity. The record is from RefSeq and is a predicted model, not a curated record.